AAACCAAUGCCUACUUAUUGGUCCUGAUAUGAUGUUAUUAAUAGUUAGUGAGCAUGCUACUUUUGCAUUGCUCCAUUCUUCAUGUUUAUGCUUCAUUGAUUUCUUUUCAUCAUUUUAGAAGCGGAGCGAGGAGCUUGCUGUUUCAGCUGGAGAACACACGGAGGCUGUUAGCAAUGCUGGAAGCAAAAAUACAGUCGGAACAAAAGGAAGUGAUUGUAUGGCACAAGGAUUUUCUAGUUCACCAAUUGCAUACAAUGAUGAGUUUGACACUUCAGUGGCAAUAUUUAACAUAGCAGCUACCUGGUUCCACCUUCACGACUAUGCAAAAUCAUUUUCAUAUUUGGAUGCUUUGUAUCAGAACAUUGAACCUAUUGAUGCGGGGACAGCUCUUCGUAUUUGCCUUCUGUUGCUAGAUAUUGCAUUGCUUUCUGGCUAUGCAUCAAGAUCUGCGGUAAGCUCAGACUACGACAUACUAAAUUUGCUAGCUUUUUAUUUAUUGGAAAUGAUGACAUGCCGAGAUGACUCUCCUAUUAAAAUUUUGAAUUUCUGAAGUACAAAUCACGAGGUUAGGCUGUGUCUAGCCCGUUCUAUUUAAUAGUUUGACAUCAAUUUUAAAAUGACCUCUGACACAAAAAGGGAAAAGAAAGUAUGAGUGAGAAAGAAGAGAGGGGAGAAGAAUAGAAAAAGAGGAAGAAAAUUUGAGAAAUUCACGAGACAAAAUCCGUUUGUAUGUAAUUCUGAUUAAUUUUAAGUUGGUACAAACUAAAUGGUGGAGAUUCUAAAGAUGUUUUAUUGAAGACUUGCCAUGUUCAGAAUUAUAUUACUUUACUGUAAGUCC
This is a messenger RNA of Olea europaea var. sylvestris, 838 nucleotides long. RefSeq names its product CCR4-NOT transcription complex subunit 10-like. Bases 218 to 550 code for a protein of 110 amino acids. The record is from RefSeq and is a predicted model, not a curated record. The transcript is spliced from 3 exons. NCBI's taxonomy places the organism in Eukaryota, Viridiplantae, Streptophyta, Magnoliopsida, Lamiales, Oleaceae. Gene Ontology annotation, biological process: negative regulation of translation; mRNA catabolic process. Gene Ontology annotation, cellular component: CCR4-NOT complex.